GAGGAGAGGGAGGGAGAGUUGUAGAAAGAAGACUGUGCUGCUAGGAAGGAGACAGACAGAGAGAUCUCUAUUAUCUAUCUUGUUCGUCAGAUCAGCAGCUGAAAGGCAAAAUCUUUGUAAGUUCUCCAUUUUCUCAUGCAAUGAUUCCUUCGAUCUGCAGAUGGGGAGGGAGGUUGCCAGUUUACGUAUCGACAAGAAAGCCAAUUUAAAACCAAAUUGUAAUGGCUCAGAGGCACUUGGAAGAGACGCGAAUAUUGAGGAUUGCGGUGAGAAGCAAGAUGUGCUAUCUGUUAAGAUCACGAAUUGUGAGGCCGGGGAGGGAAAAGUUGUGAAAGCUGACACUCUAAAGUCGAGUGACAAGAAGUCGAACUCAACCGUGAAGCCUGCCUCGGAGUCCCCCGGCACUGGUCUUGUUGCCAAGCAUAGUGCUAACGGUGUUGAGACUACUGAUACUGGUUCGAACUGCUCUUUGAAAUCGAACGAUCUGCACUCCCCGUUGAGUGUAAAAAGAUCACAGCAAAUUCCUCUGGUGUCAAGAAAUGAUAGGAAACACCAUGACGAAGAAGAUAGUUGGUCCUUGGCUUCUUCUGCUGCAGCAUCUGUGAGAACUCUCAGAUCUAAAAUUACUGUUCCAGUUGCUCCGACUUUUAAAUCUGCAGAUCGAGCUGCAAGACGCAGAGAGUUUUACUCAAAGUUGGGGGAAAAACACAAAGCUUUGGAAGCAGAGAAACAAAAAUGUGCUGCCAGAACUAAGGAAGAAGAGGAAGCAGUUAUAAAGCAGAUUAGAAAGAACAUGGUCUAUAAGGCAAAUCCAGUUCCAAGCUUUUACCAUGAAGGGCCUCCACCAAAAGCCAAACUUAAGAAACUACCUCUCACUCGUGCAAAAUCACCCAACCUUUCACGGAGAAAAAGCUGCAGUGAUGCUGUUGUUUCUCCAGAAGUGAAGCAAGUUUAUGGUCGGGGUCGUCACAGCAUUGGCGCUUACAGGCAAGGGAAUACGAGCGCCAUAACUCCCAAAAGUAAAGCCCUGGUGAACCGGGAGAAUGUUAAUGGAACUAGCAGUGCGAAACCAGUAAACGUUACAAGGAAAACUCCACCAAACCAGGCAAAGGAAGCUCCUGCAAACGACUCGUCAGUGAAGGAGACGAAUGCAAGUCCAACUAAUGACGUAAAGGAAACUCCAGCCGAAGAGGUUAAGGAAAGUAAUCGUACUAUUAUAGAUUUUCAGCCGAGCGGGCAUAUUGCUGCUCAAUCAUGAAGCAGUUUAGCUCCUUUUUUUUUGUGUUUUUUAUUGUACUUUUAGAGGAAAACGAACUGGACUCCUUAAAAUGGUCAUUUCCUUGGUUGUUGGCAAUGACUUGUUGAUCAAUCUGUGUUGUAAAUUGUGUAGCAGUUUGUGUUUUUUGGGUACAUAUUUGAUGAAGAAGAGAGGCAUGGAGGCAUGGACUGACUUGUUUAUAAACGUACUUCCUUCAA
Ipomoea nil (Japanese morning glory) is the source of this 1476-nucleotide messenger RNA. Its product is annotated as protein WVD2-like 2. Gene Ontology annotation, molecular function: microtubule binding. Lineage: Eukaryota; Viridiplantae; Streptophyta; Magnoliopsida; Solanales; Convolvulaceae. The transcript is spliced from 7 exons. Gene Ontology annotation, biological process: microtubule cytoskeleton organization. Bases 161 to 1258 code for a protein of 365 amino acids. The record is from RefSeq and is a predicted model, not a curated record.